Messenger RNA from Spea bombifrons (plains spadefoot toad), 1400 nucleotides. RefSeq names its product vomeronasal type-2 receptor 26-like. Gene Ontology annotation, cellular component: membrane. Bases 1 to 1071 code for a protein of 356 amino acids. Gene Ontology annotation, biological process: G protein-coupled receptor signaling pathway. The transcript has 3 exons. Gene Ontology annotation, molecular function: G protein-coupled receptor activity. The record is from RefSeq and is a predicted model, not a curated record. NCBI's taxonomy places the organism in Eukaryota, Metazoa, Chordata, Amphibia, Anura, Pelobatidae.
AUGGAGAACAUGUGGCACCAGGAUGUAUUAUGGGAAGAAGGCAAGCCGGCGGAGGCAGUGGUGCCUGCAGUAUUUACCUUCAUUCUGGUCUAUAUCCGCUGCAAUAAAAAGGCGCUGGUUUCUGGCUGCACAACCCUAGAUGUUCAACACCUGGAUAGUGAAAAUUGUCUAAGAUGUCCAAACAAUGAAUGGCCCAAUGGAAAGAAGGACCAAUGUAUUACAAAACAUGAAGAUUUCUUAUCGUAUACUAAUGAUGCAAUUGCUGCUGUUCUGUCAUCUGCCUCAAUUCUGUUUUGUCUCGUAACUAUUGUGAUAUUAAUAAUCUUCAUAGUCUUCAGAGACACCCCUAUUGUGAAGGCCAAUAACAAGAAUAUCAGCUUCGUCCUUUUGGUCUCCCUCAUGCUGAGCUUCCUCUCUGUGUUUUUCUAUCUUGGGCGCCCCGUGGAUCUAACUUGCAGGCUACGUCAUACUUUAUUCAGUGUCCUCUUUUCAAUUGCAAUUUCUUCACUUUUGGGCAAAACUGUCAUGAUAUACAUUGUGUUUCAAGCUGCAAAACCUUGCGGUUCGUUGGCAAAUUGGGUCAGUGUGAAAGUGUCAAAUUCCGUAGUUAUCUUGUGUUCGCUCAUCCAAGUUAUAAUUAACAUUUGCUGGUUCUCAAUUUCUCCUCCUUUCCAGGAGCUGGACAUGCACUCUUAUCCCGGAAAGAUCAUCGUUCAGUGUAACGAGGGCUCGGUUAUCGCCUUCUACAGUGUCCUGGGUUAUAUGGGGCUUCUGGCAGCUCUUAGUUUUAUUAUAGCUUUUUUAGCCAGGACAUUACCGGACAGUUUUAAUGAGGCCAAGUACAUCACCUUCAGCAUGCUGGUGUUCUGCAGCGUUUGGAUUGCGAUGAUCCCGGCCUAUCUGAGCACCAAAGGGAAGAACAUGGUGGCCGUAGAGAUUUUUGCCAUACUGGCUUCAUGCGCUGGACUUGUAGGAUGUAUAUUUAUUCCAAAAUGUCACAUAAUUCUCUUCAGACCCAAAAUGAACACAAAGGCAGAUUUUAGGAAAUUCAGAAAGUCUCUAAUUAAAUAAACCAUACACAGAGGCAUUCACUGCCCUACGUAUUGGCUGGUGUAAUGUAAAGUAGUUCAUAGUUUUAUGUACUACCUCCAGUGUAGCAACUAGGAGGGGUGUAAAUUUGGAAGCUGAUUAUACUCUGUGUUUUGAUCACGUACAGGCCAUUUUUCUAAUAGUUAAAACUAAUUUACUGAAUUGGAUGAAAUUUGUGGGUCCACAUUUACUCACACUUGCAUUCUUGUUUACUCUCUGUGACGGGAACAACCUGUACCCCGACUGGGUACACCCGCCAAACGACUCUUUCUUCGCCCAUGGCCACCGGGAACCCCGAAACUUCAACUGUC